GCUGAAAGAUAUAUCUACAAGGCUGUUGAUUACCACACUUUAUAAUUUUAUAAUAGCAAGAAAUUGAGAAUAACUGAAAUAUCCAUCAUAAAGGCAUUAGUUGCAUAAAUUAUACAUUCAUAAACUGGAAUGCUGUGCAGCAGAUGCAAGUGAAAUAGAUAAGUGUGUACUGAUGAAAAGUCCAUCGUUAUGGUUAUCAAAAGUUCCUUGUGAAACAGUGUGUUCUAGACUUUUAUAUCAAUAAUAUUUGUAGAAAAAAAUACAGGGAAAUACACAUCAAAUUGUUAACAUUUGUUACCUCGGGAUAGAAAUACAGAAUCCUAUCACUUUCUAAAAGUUUUUACAACAUAAAUGCUGUAAUGCUUGUCUUUUUUAUAAUGAGCAUAAAUUUUCAAAUGGAAAUAUUAAGAAAGAUAUAAAUAUUGACUUAAAAAUAAUGUUUAAGAUCUUAUAAAAUGCUGGAAAGACUGAUGCAGAGGUCACAUUUAUGUUCUGUUUUAUAAAGUUUUAGUGACUGAGUGCCCAUUUCCUCUGUAAUUGGGAGAAAAGUCAAACCAUAUUAAUGCAAAAUAGUAGCUGGAAAGGGUUUGUGUGUUGAGUGUAUUCCUUUAUCAUACUUUCUUUAAUUUUAUUUGCAGAUCCCAUUGCAGACACUCUGGAUGGAGAAUGCCAUUAAACUUCUGGAUUUGGUAGAAGUUAACAAUUCAAUCCUUGCUGAUCCAAAAUUAACAGGACAGGCUGUUAUUCCAGGAUCAGUAAUAUACCACAAACAGUCACAAAUACUGCUGGUUUAUUGCAAGGUCCAGACUCCUCCCAGGAAGGCGGAACACAACUUAUUCCAUGCUCUAGCUGAAAGGAUGGAUUUGCAAAUACAUUGCCUCCUUAUGCUACAAGCUUCUAUUUUGGUUGUCAUUGCUGAAAAGAGGCCUUACAAAAAGGCUUAGUAAGAGGGAACUUCUCUUGCCUGACUGCCUUCAAGCUGGGACAUCAGCUUUUUUCUGCCUUCAGACUUGAACUGAAACAUCAACUCUUCCUGGGUUUCAAGCCCGCUUGGUCUUCAGACUGGAACUAUACCAUCAGCUCUCCUGGGUCUCCAGCUUGCCAACUGCAGAUUU
Molecule: messenger RNA, 1115 nt
Organism: Galeopterus variegatus (Sunda flying lemur)
Lineage: Eukaryota; Metazoa; Chordata; Mammalia; Dermoptera; Cynocephalidae
Product: methionyl-tRNA formyltransferase, mitochondrial-like
Exons: 3
Coding region: 660-944 (94 amino acids)
Biological process (GO): biosynthetic process; conversion of methionyl-tRNA to N-formyl-methionyl-tRNA
Cellular component (GO): mitochondrion
Molecular function (GO): methionyl-tRNA formyltransferase activity
Source: RefSeq, a predicted model, not a curated record